Molecule: messenger RNA, 1666 nt
Organism: Rubroshorea leprosula
Lineage: Eukaryota; Viridiplantae; Streptophyta; Magnoliopsida; Malvales; Dipterocarpaceae
Source: the annotation of a GenBank genome assembly
AGUGCAAAGUUCUGCAUAUUCACUCUCUUCGUCCCAUAGUCUACACGAGUUCUCUUCCCUCACCUUGCAGCAAAAGCUGAAGGCAAAUCCAUUUUCCUUUUUAUUUAGAGCCUUUCCUCUGUUGAGAUAAGAACUGGAAGAGACUAAUUUCUGUAAAAAAAACAAAGAUCAGGGCUUUUGCCGGAUUUUCUGAACAUAUUGGGUUUCAGAUACAGUUUGCAUUUGGAAGUUAGUCUGUAAUGGAUGAAAAUUUGAAGGUUGAUGUCCAUCAGGGGGAUGAUGAAGAGUAUGUAUUGCUUGAUCUUGAUGCUGUUUCUGAACAAGUUGAUAUCCCACCAAAUGCCCCAUAUGUUCUGUCUGGUCUGGACACGUUAAAUCCACUGUUGAUCAUAGAUGACAAAAUCAAGCUGGUGAGUUUAGUGCUUUGCUAAACCUGGUAUUCUACUUUUGAGUAAGAAAGCUACACCUAACAAGGUUACAAAAUUACUCUUAUAGACUGUGGGUACGGAACAUAAUCAUUAUGGUGAUAACCUCCUCUGUGAAGGAAAUUUUCACUUCUACUGUGAAGAAGAAGAUAUUUGUCAUAAAUUGUUACUUUGUAGAAACCCCUUGUCUGUGUUGAUCGCUCAGAACUUUCAAGCGCACAAAUUUUUCUUUGGAUGUCAUUUAACGUUUGGACCACAUAUUAUCCUAUUGGAGAAUAUGAAGAAACUAUUGGGACUUGCCUUAUUUUCUCUGAAGAUGGUAAGUUGUGUUUUCACUUUUCUUAUCUGUUUUGACUAUCCAAUGUAAAGGGGAGUAGAGUCACUAGACCAGAGUUUUUUUAAUAGGCUCAUCUGCCAUUAGAAGCCAAGAGUGGUCUAUCUUUCCCUUUUACUGUAAUUGUGCUUUUACAGUCUUAGUUACAUGAUUCUUGAUGCCUGCUAAUGCCAUGCUUGGAUCUGUUAGAAACUAGAAGAUGUCAAUAUACAUUGUUUUGAUAAGUGUGGGUUGGUUUCUCCCUCCCAACAUGUGUUGUCAUAGGCUGUUUUGGCUGCAAAUGAUAGACUGUCAGACAAGUAGUUUCUGUACAUUUGUAACACCUAUUCUUUUUACUUAUUCAGAGAGGCUAAUAUCAAAUUAAAUUUCCCAUAAUACUUUUUUUUUUGUUAUUGUGUUUUAUUUCUGUUUGUGACAUUGAUUUCUUGUGUGAAUUCGGUGGGCAAAUGUGCUUGGAAUUUCUUGCAGAUGCUGCGCCUGUAGUUCAUGAAGAGACUGGGCCCUCAGAAGCAAACCUCUUCAGUGGAAAAUGUAUAAUAGACCCUAAUCAAGCUUUGAGAAAGCAAGUAAAACCAAUUGCUCGGCUUCACAAGAUUCUAAAGUUCAGAUUGUUAUUCGAUGAUGAUGCACACGAUGGAAUGGUUGGGCAGACUGGUUAAAAUUUGUAAGCUAGGAAUAAAGCCUCACUGAUGGAUUUUUUUUUUUCUUUUCUUUUCUGGUUUUGCCAUUUUGACCUAAUGGGUUGUCUGAUACCGGCACCAACCUGAAGCGCAGGAAUGGUUUUUUCGUUUCUUCACCAAGAGUAGGAGAUUUGUAUUAUGGUUAAUUGAUGCUAAAUAUGAAUUUCUUUGCAUCUUGCAACUUAUGUAAAAUGAAUCUUUUGGUCAAAUUAAUGAUCUCAGAACUC